GCAUACUCUAUACACGUAACCCAACAAUCUCACGAAGUUUCAUUAAAACAUUCAAUUUCACCCUAUUGAUAUCGAUGGUCCCUAUUAACAAUGUCGGUUAUGCAUUUUUACCAAUAUUCACUUUUUUACAUAAAUGAAUCACAUUAAUAAGACCUAUCGUACGUUACAUUUAGUCAGUUUCUUGGUUAAUAUUGUCGGUUGUAUUAACCUUGUCCGUGCAACAGUGUUGGUAGUGACGGAACCGCGUUUUCCGCGGGGCGUAGGGAGCGCGGGUGUGCGCGGAUCUGCCACUACGUACUUUGUCACUGGAAGGAGCGCUCGCGCGGUCAAAAUUGCAAUAUUAUUUAGAAUUUAUUAUUUUUGUGAGUGUAAAAAAAAGUGUCCCAACAUGUCGAAACGGGUCAGUGGGUCAUCUAUACGUUCUAAACGGAUUUAGAUCUAGUAAAUUGCAAUAAACAAGAUCCUACUUAUCAACUUGAGACAACAAGAUGUGACUUACAAGAUUAUCCCAUACCUACAGAACCUGAUCGAGGGUCUUCACCAAUACGUGUGCAUUCCGAUGAGGAGUUCACAGAAUGUCUACAAGAAAUGAUGGAUGAUAAUAAUGUAUUCAGUGACAAUGACGAACCUGUAACUGUUUCUAUACCUGAAGAGAGAAUUCCUGAAGAGGUCAUUCCUGAGAGGAGAGUCCCUGAAGAGACUGAGGUUUCCGUAACAGAAGAAAUGCAGGCAAUCUCUAAAGGCACAUCAAAGUCCAUUGACAAUUCACGAAGACCAAUGUGGAAACGAAUUCUAUUACAUAUGCUUGGAAGCGUAUGCCAUUAGGCCCGAUGAAGUCUAUGUAAAUCUUCCAACACCUUCAACUAUAGCUAUAACUACCACUAACGUAACACCGACUACACAAAAAGUUUCCAGGAAGAAAACUUACAAAACAGACAUAGGAAAGAAGAGACUUGUACACAAAGAGCAUUGGUGUGUAGUUCAAAGAAAGAAAAUGAAGAACGAAGGAAAAUCCUAUAUAAAUAAAAAAGGGAAACAAAUUGCAGAAAAAGUAUUAGGUCAGCCGUGUGGAAAAAAAUGUCGCUACAAGUGUACUGAAAACUACGCUCUAAAGCAAAGAGAGGCUAUCUUUUCAAAGUUUUGGGAACUGGGCGAUCGUAAUAAGCAUUGGGAGUUUGUUAUAAAGUAAAACCACUGAAAUAAUGAGUCUGUAAGCAAAUGUUUUCAAGUACAAUAUCUUCUGGUGAGCGAAUAAUAACAACGGCUUGGAAAAAAUAUGACGGCAUAGCAGCUGUAGAAGACAACAAGAGAGGAAAGUAUGACCAUAAACCUACAGUGAUUGAUGAAGUAAUGAUACAAAGUGUAAAAGACCACGUGAAUUGUUUAGAUCGAGUGGAUUCGCACUAUGCACGCAAAGAUUCUAAGAAACUCUACUUAAAGAACAUAAAAAGUACCUCGCAGAUGUACAAACUUUAUGUUGAAUGGUACGAUCCUCAUAAAUACACUAAUCAAGCCAACAAACGUCAAUACAUUGUAAAUGUUAAUUUCAACUUAGCAUUUCAAAAGCCAAAAAAAGACUUGUGUGAAGUUUGCCAUAUCUUUGCGAACAAACCAGUUUCAAACAGAAGAAGAAAAACAGAGUUUCUUGGAACAUCGAGCGCGAAAAAAGAAAGCUCGAUCACUUAAACAAGCUGAUAAAACAGUUGCAUGUGAAGAUCCUGAAAUCUUGUAGCUACGUUUGAUUUUCAAAAAGUUUUGCAGACUCCGGACGGUGAGGUAAGCAUAUUCUAUUACAAACGGAAACUGAAUAGGUACAACUUUACACUUUUUGAGCAUGGAAAUAAAACUGCGACUUGUUACAUGUGGCAUGAGUGUAUUGCUAAAAGAGGGGCUAAUGAAGUUUCAAGUUGCUUGUACGA
Molecule: messenger RNA, 1919 nt
Organism: Chilo suppressalis (striped riceborer)
Lineage: Eukaryota; Metazoa; Arthropoda; Insecta; Lepidoptera; Crambidae
Source: the annotation of a GenBank genome assembly